Messenger RNA from Chanos chanos (milkfish), 3090 nucleotides. RefSeq names its product leukemia inhibitory factor receptor-like. Gene Ontology annotation, molecular function: protein binding. The record is from RefSeq and is a predicted model, not a curated record. The coding region runs from base 1 to 3090 and encodes 1029 amino acids. The transcript is spliced from 18 exons. Lineage: Eukaryota; Metazoa; Chordata; Actinopteri; Gonorynchiformes; Chanidae.
AUGACGACAGCCGUGAAAACUGCCUUCAAGUCUGAGAACUUCCAUUUAAAACUACCCGCCCCUUCCCGCAAGUUUCUGGGAAACAGGAAUCGUGCGCCCUACGUGCGAAGAUACGAGCGCACAGAAGUUUCUAAGAGGUUUCUGCCUCCCGAAGCUCAAAACAUGACAUUGUAUCCAGACUACAAUACCUGGAUGAUAAAAGUCACUUGGGAAGACAGUAUCCCCCCUGAAAUCCAAUCGAAAAACCUCAUCUAUGAAAUCGAGGUGAUACGAACCGAACUGAAUGAGCGUGUUCAUAAUGACACUGUAGAGGUAUUACUCAACCAAGUGGGGCCUCAUCAGUGGGAAUGGACCUCCCCAUUACCGCUCAACUGUACCUCCCAUACGGUCAGAAUCCGCUCCCAAUAUCAGCAUCCUGUUAGCAAAUGGAGCAAGUGGACAGAAAUGAUUCUAAAAGGAGAGGAUGCUGACAUUAAACCAGAUUCACAAACAAAAAUCUUCCCACGUAAUCAGAGUUUUAAGGUGGGGAGCAACAUCACAUCCUGCUGCAUCCUGGGCUCAGAGGAAACGUCGGAACCGCAUGACAGUUUCGUCAUUAAGAUAAGCAAUCGGACCUAUGCCACAAAGCCAUAUACCUUACCUAAACCCACUUAUGAGACGGGAUACGACCUGUUAUGUGGAGACAAAGGUGCAACCAUAAAGUUUGGCACCCCACCACAAGAUUAUGGGUUUAACUGUACAACGCGUGACCUCAAAACUGUGGAGUGCGUCUGGAAUAGUGGUCCAAACACAGGCCUUAAUGAUGCCACAAAGUAUUCAAUCAAUGGAAGCCCUUGUGUGUGUGCAAAGACUGGACACUGUAAAGACUGUAGUUGUAGCCUAAAUGAAAGCAUCAAUCAAGGUGAGAGGACCUGGAUUUUGACGGCCAAAAACAGCCUCGGACAGAAAACCAUCAAAUACACUGCCGACCCCAAAGACAGAGUGUGGUUACACGCCCCAGUGCUGCAGCCUGUAACUGCAUCAGCACGAAAUGCAAACAUUUCAUGGCCAUGGAAUGGGAAGCAAUAUAAGUCAUUCCUACUGGAGUGCGAGAUGGAACUUCAGGACAGUGAACAUUCUGAAACGAGAAACUUUACUGGACCUGGACUCCAAUCAGUUAAUCUUGUGGACCUACAACCGUUUACUGACUACGUGGUCAAAGUGCGCUGCAGAUACAGGUGGAAAUGGAGCGACUGGAGUACCCCUCGCAGCUUCAGUACCACAGAGGACAUUCCCGAAGCUCUCGACGUGUGGGCGCACAGAUCCAGCGGAGAAACUGUUAUCGCAUGGAAACUCAGAAAAAGCCAUGGAAAAAUCUUACACUACACCGUGACCAUGGACAAUACCACACCAGAGGAGAUAAAUGAUGCACAGAUGAAUUGCAUAACCAGGCGCAACGUGACCGACAUUAUAACUGUAUCGGCUGCUAACAGCGCCGGUUGCUCUCCCCCCUCCAGUGUCCGCAUCGCCGAGCCUGAGUCAGCUGAACCUGUUCUCACAAGCACCGGCCAUGAAGGAGGUUUUAAUUUUUCCUGGCCACGCAGUCCUGAUGCCGAGUGUGGAUAUGUGAUAGACUGGUUCCAAACCCACAGGAAUGAGUGUUCAAUAGACUGGAUGAAGAUCCCUCUUGAAAACACAAGUGCUAGGAUUCAAUCAGAUAACUUAAUGGCAGGGGAGAGAUACACUCUGUCUGUCUAUGCUUGCACACAACGUGGUCCAAAGCUGCUGAAGAGAAGCUAUGGUUAUGUGGAAGAGCAAGCUCCAACAGGCAAGGUUCAGAACCUUACAACCAGGCAGGAGGGCUCAAAAGUUGUGCUUUCUUGGGAUCCAGUGCCCUUGGUGCACCGCAGGGGCAUCAUAAAAGGCUAUAUCGUGUCUUACUCCAGAAGUGAGAGCAAGAAUCCUACGUGUUUUAAUAUUCAAAACCCUGCGGCAAGAAAUUGGACUCAGGAACUUGAUGCCGAUUCAUACCAGUUCUUGGUGAAGGCUUAUACCUCUGCAGGAGAGGGCCUGGAGGCCAGUAUUGGUAUCAGUGUGGCCCCACAACCUCCUCAGAUAAUCACUGAGACUGCCAUAGCCUUGGUUGCUACUGUCCUUGUCCUCACCAUCAUCACCACACUAUGCUACAGAAAGAGAACAUGGUUGAAAAACAGACUGUAUCCCGACAUUCCUCAGCCAAAGUUCAGAGAUGAAUGGCCAGAAAAGGAACCUCUUCACUGCCAGUUAAUGAAGGUGGACGUCAACGCUGAAUGUACGGUCCCGAGUGUAAAACCCCAAGAGCUUCCUGCAGAGCUUACCUCAGUGAAUGAGUACCAGCGUGAGGAGAAGCAGCCCCUAAGUGACCCCCAAAAGCAAGUUCCAUGCUAUCUGAACUUAGAAAACACUGAGCCUUUGGUCACCAUCACCGAAUACACAGUCAUUUCAACAAGCGCAGCUCAACACUUAGAAAAUCCCACUUACCAGUCUACUGCACCGUUGGACCUUGAGGCAGUUUCAUCCAUACCAGGUUACUCACCUCAAAUGACCUCCGUCCCAGAGGCUCCACUCCAAAUUGACCUGACAUACCAGCCUAUCAAAGACUCGCAGGCCUAUCAGCCACAGUCUAAUUGGUCAGUGGAUGUAUCUAACAUAGCCUAUCAGCCCAGCUUGCCUGGAAGUCCCACCUCAGUCAGCUCCACACAUUGUUUGCUGCAAGAAUCGAGAGGGCACCUGAGUGCUGCUUUGGCUUACCUGCCCUACCCAUGGGUAGAGACCCAUUUAACCUUCAGCCUACCUGCCUCCUGGAUACACUGGGGAGAGGCCAGUGAGACUGGGUGGCUUUACGUUGUGGGUGGAGAUGAGACCACGACAGUGACACAGCUGGCCCUGGACUGUCAGACUGGCACAGUUCCCUCGUAUGCCUGGCCAAAAGGUCUGAAAGAGUCAGCGGCUAUGGUAACAGCCCUGGGACUGCACCUCAGAGGAUACAGAGUGAACAACCAAUGGGAAAGCCAGCUGGGCCUGGCUGAUCAAGGAGGACACAGAGAGCCCAGCAUGCCCUCAGCAACUUAA